Messenger RNA from Macrosiphum euphorbiae (potato aphid), 1563 nucleotides. Lineage: Eukaryota; Metazoa; Arthropoda; Insecta; Hemiptera; Aphididae. The record is from the annotation of a GenBank genome assembly.
AUGCAUUCCUACAUCAAAAAAUUGGGUUUCCUGUAUAAGACGUACGUGCUCACGAUCCUCACAUUGGGUUACUUGACAUCAGAAAUGGGACAUUUCUUGAUCGGAGUAACCAGCAAGGCGACGGCUCGAGACGUGCAUUACGGCGACAUCAAGUGUCAGCUUCUGGAACACCUGGCCGAUUCGAACGUGUUCAACUACACGUUACAUGAACGUUGCGAUACGUCACCCGACCAGAGAUCGUGCGAGUUGUUAGUCCUAGAAGACGGAUCACCGUUCUGCGAAUGGAACUACAACGGACUCGGUUUCCAAUAUCAACUGUUGGCGGGACCGGCGUUCAUCGCCGUCUACUCCAUCGUAGGCGUAUUUUUCGGCAUGGCCGCAGACAAAUUCAACAGAGUCCGACUCCUGUCUCUAUGCACAUUGGUCAGUGCCGCGGCUAUCGGUCUCAUUGGAAUGGCUACCAGCUACUGGCAUCUGAUACUUCUCAGAAUCAUGCUUGCUGUUGGCGAGGCCGGUACCAAUCCCUUGUCCACGGGAAUACUGUCCGAUUUGUUUUCUGAGGAAAAGCGAGGUUUAGUCAUGGCGAUCUUCAAUUGGGGAAUUUACGCUGGUAUUGGUUUGGCUUUUCCAGUCGGCCGGUACGUUACUGAAAUGAACGUUGGUGGUUUGGGAUGGAGAGUGCCAUACUAUGUCAGUGGAAUGAUUGGACUGAUCGUAGCAGCUUUAGCUAUCACCACAAUGACUGAACCUAAGAGAACAGCAAUUAGCGAAGAAGCCGAUAAUGAUAACAACGAAGUGUCGAAACCUCGUACCGUGGUGCAGACCCCUACUACACCGACUGAAAGUUCCGAGAAGACCUCCAUUUGGAAAGUGCUUUUCCAACCAAAAAUUUUGAUUUUGUGCAUUGCCGCUUCCAUUAGACACACUGGAGGAUUCUGUUUCGCCUACAACGCCGAUCUGUUUUACCGCGACAUCUUUCCUGGUUACGAUUUGGGAUGGUCUUUGUUCGUGGUUACAUUCUUGGUCGGUAGCGUCGGUGUGGUAAUCGGUGGAGUUACUUCUGACAGUAUCGUGAAGAAAUAUGGAAUAAGAUCUAGAGUAGCUGUGCUAGCCAUAAGUCAGUUGAUCGCUACACCUUUUGCGUACGGAAGCAUUUACUUAGGACCAACCGGAGCCAUGGUAACACUUGCCAUAUCUUACUUAUUCGCCGAAAUGUGGUUCGGUAUCUUGUUUGCCAUACUUGUUGAGUCUGUGCCGAUGUCAGUUCGGUCGACUACUGUUGGUGCAUUCCUGUUUUGGAUGAACAACUUCGGUGGAAAUGUUCCUAUGUUUGUAGAACCCGUCAGAAAAGCAUACGACUACAAAACAGCAUUGGCUAUUUUCUACGCCGGUUUCUACUUAUUGAGUUCAUUGAUGUUUGGUAUGACUGUGUUAUUCAUGGGAAAGAAAAAAUCGAAGAACACCAAUGUUCACACAUUGGCUGGUAUCGAAAAUGGAGGCUUCAAGAACUCUGAAUCGGAUAAUGGCCUUAAAGGUUUUCCAAGCCUAGAAAACCAUCUAUAA